AUGACGAAAAUAAAGCAGGUACUAGUAGGGCGCUACUACGACAAGGUCAAGCUUCAGAGAGUUUUGGAGGGCCUGUUCCCGGAAGAGAAUGGGGUAUUCGAACUGCGUAUGACCAACGAUAACUGGGUUUUCUACGCCACUAGAGAUGUUACAAUGGAUGAACUCAAAUCCGCCAGACUUCCUAGCACAGCGCCUAAAUGA
Molecule: messenger RNA, 201 nt
Organism: Fusarium pseudograminearum CS3096
Lineage: Eukaryota; Fungi; Ascomycota; Sordariomycetes; Hypocreales; Nectriaceae
Exons: 4
Coding region: 1-201 (66 amino acids)
Source: RefSeq, a predicted model, not a curated record